AUGGCCGAAAAUCCAAACGCUGCGGCUGUGGAGCCAGAGGUCUCCUCGAGCACUCAACCAUCCACACCCUCAGACAACGCUGAGCCUGAGCACAAACAUGAGUUCAACGAGCAGACAAACUAUGUGCCCGUCAAAACAAUCAUCACGAUCUUUCUCGCAUGCGCCAGUGUCGACCUGUUGGCCCUGAUUGACCAGACAACCUUGGCGACCAGUUUGUACAUCAUUGGCGACUCGCUGGGUGCCACGGCUCAAGUCUCUUGGAUUGCCAGUGGCUAUUUCAUUACUUCGACGGUGGGUCAAUUGCUGUACGGCAGAUUGUCAGACAUCUGGUCGCGAAAGGUCAUCCUCCUGUCCGGGCUGGCCAUCUUCUUUCUAGGCUCACUGGCCAGUUCGCUGGCCCAGAGUGUCUUGCAAUUGACCAUUUUCCGUGCGUUCACGGGUGUAGGCGGCGGCGGCCUCAUGACGGUUGCGCAGUUGAUCGGCGCUGUUGUUGCACUCGCAAACGGUAUCGGCCCAGUCAUCGGAGGCGCAAUCUCUUCUCAGGGACCAGAGUCAUGGCGAUGGAUCUUCAGGAUAAACAUGCCCCUCACACUAGUGACGACAGGUGCCGUGAUCUUCUUCAUGCCCCUGAAAAAGGUCGACGGCGACUCGAAGAUGAAGCUCAAAGCUGUGGACUUUAUUGGCAUUUUUCUAGCCUUGGCGGGCACCAUCGUUCUCAUGCUUGGUCUGACCUGGGGAGGGGGUGAACACCCCUGGAACUCUGCGUCUGUUAUUGCGACCCUUGUCGUGGGACUGGCCGUCUGUGUUGGGUUCGUCCUGUGGCAGUGGAAGGGUCCAAGAUACCCCCUCGUACCUUUGCGUAUUUUCAAGUCCAAGAUCGUCAACGGCGCAUGCAUCACAAUGGCCAUCAAUGGAUGGAAUUUCGUCAUGCAGGUCUACUACAUCCCCUCCUUCUACCAGCUCGUGUAUGGGUACUCUCCAACGCGAGCUGGCGCCAUGCUUCUACCCAUCACUUUGGUCCAGACACUGAGCAGCACAUUGUCAGGCCUGAUAGUGCACUGGGUCGGUCGCUACAGAGAAUGUAUCUUGUUCGGCUGGGUGUGCUGGGCUGCGGGCUUGGGUCUAAUGUCAACACUCGAUGAAGGAACAGGUGUAGGGAAGCAGAUCGGGUAUGGGAUCCUGAUUGGUGUCGGCGUGGGCAACACCCUGCAGCCAGCGUUGAUAGCUGUGCAGGCUGGGGUUGAACGGAGGGACAUGGCGGUUGUGACUUCGUUUCGCAACUUUGUGCGAAACCUGGGAUCGACUCUUGGCUUGGCCAUCUGCGGGACAAUCAUCAACAAUGUGCUCGCUUCGUCGCUCUCUGCACUCAACAUUUCGCGCGACGAAGUCGAGAUUCUCCUCAGUAAUCCCCAGUCUCAUUUACAAGACUUGCCCGACAACGAGGCUGGUCGGGUUAGAGACAUUAUCACGCCAGCCUAUCGACGUGGUUUUCGCAUCAUCUUCGUCGUGGGAGCUGGGCUGUGCGCGCUGGCCUUUGUCGUGGCAUGGUUCAUGAUGCCUCAGGUCGAGCUUUCUCGUCCAGAUGACGCCAAGUUGAAGGAGGAAGGCAGGCGGGAUCAGAAAACGGCCAAGAAGAGCCAGGCCUGA
Emericellopsis cladophorae is the source of this 1647-nucleotide messenger RNA. Its product is annotated as putative transporter-like protein. The coding region runs from base 1 to 1647 and encodes 548 amino acids. The record is from RefSeq and is a predicted model, not a curated record. Gene Ontology annotation, molecular function: transmembrane transporter activity. NCBI's taxonomy places the organism in Eukaryota, Fungi, Ascomycota, Sordariomycetes, Hypocreales, Bionectriaceae. The transcript has 8 exons. Gene Ontology annotation, biological process: transmembrane transport.